AUGAUGUGUCUUAAGAUCCUGAGAACCAGCCUGGUGAUUCUGGCCGGCUGCGCGUUCAGUACUGCCAGCUCUGAGCCGGGCUGGACACGCAAGAGAGCCCUGGCUCAGAGGGGACACCUGAACCAGGUGCUGUCGGAAGGAGAACGCUGUUGGCUGGGGGCCAAGCUGCGAAGACCCAGAACUGCUCCCCAGCAUCACCUCUUUGGGGUCUACCCCAGCUGGCCUGGGGACCACCUGAGGCCCUACCCUGUGGGGGGUCAGGGAACCCGCCAUGCAGGACACAGUAAGCCAGAUGCCCCGAGGGGUCUGGCCACAAGCCUGGAUGGAAGUGUGGGGCUGAGGGGUGAAGCUGAGCAGCCGGCCACCCCAUGGGUCUGGCAUGGUCCUACUGGGUGGUCGGAGCUGCGGGGAGACCGGGACACUUAUCUCGGCGAUGGAGGAUCCAAGGCCAUUCCAGGUGAGGCUGAGACUCAGGAGCACUCAGCCACGGCUGCCACCGUUACCACCACCUUCGUGGGCCCAAAGGAACCCCAGCCAGACAGCCGAAGGAAGGGCCGGGUCAAGACCAGGCAUCGUCGCCAGGUGGUGAAGGGGCAGGCGGGGGGCGUGCGGGGAGACCCGGGUGUCUCUCCCCGGCAUUUCCAACCUUGGCCUAAGCACCCCCUUGUGCACGGGGUCAGGACCAGUCUGACCCAGGACAGCAUCCAGAAGGGUGGAGGGGACCCCCACUGGGAAGCAGAGACCCUUAACCCCCACGGAGGACUGCCUGUCUUAUACUUCUCGGGGAGGCGGGGGCGGCUGCUGCUGCGACCAGAAGUGCUGGCUGAGAUUCCCCGGGAGGCGUUCACAGUGGAAGCCUGGGUGAAACCAGAGGGAGGACAGAACAAUCCAGCCAUCAUUGCAGGUGUGUUUGAUAACUGCUCCCACACUGUCAGUGACAAGGGCUGGGCCCUAGGGAUCCGUUCAGGGAAGGACAUGGGAAGGCGAGACGCUCGUUUCUUCUUCUCCCUUCGCACCGACCAUGUGAAGAAAGCCACCAUUGUGACUGGCCACAGUCGCUACCAACCAGGCACAUGGACACACGUGGCAGCCACUUAUGAUGGACAGCGUAUGGCCCUGUAUGUGGAUGGCACUCGGGUGGCUAGUAGUCCAGAGCAGUCUGGUCCCCUGAACAGUCCCUUCAUGGCGUCUUGUCGUUCUUUGCUUCUGGGGGGGGAUAGCUCUGAGCAUGGCCACUAUUUUCGUGGACACCUGGGUACACUGGUCUUCUGGUCGACUGCCCUCCCACAAAGCCACCUCCAACACAGUCCUCAGCAUCCAACGGGAGUGGAGGAACUGACCACCCUGAUCCUGACUGCCAGUUUUGAGCCCUUGGAAGAACAAUGGGCCCCUUUUAGGGAUGGGGAGUACCCACAGCGUGAGGUUCUGCAGGGCUUUGAGCCUCAGCCUGAGAUUCUGUCACCUUUGCAGCCCCCGCUCUGUGGGCGGACGGUUUGUGACAAUGUGGAGUUAAUCUCCCACUACAACGGGCACCAGCCCCUCCAGGGAGAGAAGGCAAUCCGCUACCAGGUGGUGAACAUCUGUGAUGAUGAGGGCCUGAACCCCAUCGUGAGCGAGGAGCAGAUCCGCCGGCAGCACAAGGCACUGAGUGACGCCUUCAGCCGCUACAACAUUACUUGGCAGCUGAGUGUCCACCAGGUCCACAACUCCACCCUGCGCCACCGGGUUGUGCUCGUGAACUGUGAGCCCAGCAAAAUCGGCAAUGACCACUGUGACCCUGAGUGUGAGCACCCGCUCACGGGCUACGACGGGGGCGACUGCCGCCUGCACGGCCGGUGCUACUCCUGGAACCGCAGGGAUGGGCUCUGCCACGUGGAGUGCAACAACAUGCUGAACGACUUUGAUGACGGGGACUGCUGCGACCCCGAGGUGGCUGAUGUGCACAAGACCUGCUUCGACCCCGACUCACCCAGGAGGGCAUAUAUGAGUGUGAAGGAGCUGAAGGAGGCACUGCAGCUCAACAGUACUCACUUCCUCAAUGUCUACUUUGCUAGCUCAGUGCGGGAAGACCUUGCCGGUGCUGCCACGUGGCCUUGGGACAAGGAAGCCAUCAGUCACCUGGGUGGCGUUGUCCUCAACCCAGCCUAUUAUGGCAUGCCUGGCCAUACCAACAUUAUGAUCCAUGAAGUGGGGCAUGUUCUGGGACUCUACCAUGUCUUCAAAGGGGUCAGUGAGAGGGAAUCCUGUGAUGACCCCUGUAGGGAGACAGUGCCAUCCAUGGAUACAGGAGACCUCUGUGCCGACACUGCCCCUACUCCCAAGAGUAAGCUGUGCCAGGACCCAGAGCCCGUCAAUGACACCUGUGGCUUCACCCACUUCCCUGGGGCUCCAUUCAGCAACUACAUGAGCUAUACAGAUGACGACUGCACCGACAGCUUCACCCCGAACCAGGUGGCCCGGAUGCACUGCUAUUUGGAUCUUGUGUAUCAGCAGUGGAGUCAAAGUCGGAAGCCCACCCCCAUUCCCAUCCCACCCAUGGUCAUCGGGCAGACCCACACCUCCCUCACCAUCCACUGGCUUCCUCCAAUCAGUGGGGUUGUGUAUGACAGGGUCCCAGGCAGUGUGUGUGGUGCCUGCACUGAAGAUGGGACGUUCCAUCAGUACGUGCACACAGCUUCUUCCCGGCGUGUGUGUGACUCCUCAGGGUACUGGACUCCAGAGGAGGCUGUGGGGCCUCCAGACGUGGACCAGCCCUGUGAGCCGAGCUUGCAGGCCUGGAGUCCUGAGCUCCAUCUGUACCAUAUGAACAUGACGGUCCCCUGCCCUGCGGAAGGCUGUAGCCUGGAGCUGCUCUUCCAGCAUCCGGUCCAAGCUGAUACCCUUACCCUUUGGGUCACCUACCUCUCCAUGGACUCCUCGCAGGCACUCUUUGAUACAGAGAUCUUGCUGGAACACCAGGAUUCUGUGCAUCUGGGCCCCUUAGACACUUUCUGUGACACCCCACUCACCAUCAAACUGCAUGUUGAUGGGAAGGUCUCGGGGUUGAAAGUCUACACCUUUGAUGAGCGGAUGGAAAUCGAUGCAGCUCUGCUGACUUCCCAGCCCCACAGUCCUUUGUGCUCUGGCUGCAAGCCUGUGAAGUACCAGGUUCUCCGUGAGCCCCCAUUUGCCAGUGGCUUGCCCAUGGUGGUGACAGAUCCUCACAGGAAGUUCACAGAUGUGGAGGUCACACCAGGGCAGAAGUAUCAAUACCAAGUUCAAGCUGAAGCUGGGACAGAACUGGGAGAAGCUUCGCCUUUGCUGAGCCAUAUCCAUGGAGCGCCUUACUGCGGAGAUGGGAAGGUGGCGGGGAGCCUGGGAGAAGAGUGUGAUGAUGGGGACCUUCUGAGCGGAGACGGCUGCUCAAGGACCUGCCAGCUGGAGGAAGGCUUCCACUGUGCAGGGGAGCCAAGCCUAUGUUACAUAUAUGAGGGAGAUGGGAUAUGUGAACCUUUUGAGAAGGAAACCAGCAUCAUAGACUGUGGCCUCCAUACUCCCAAAGGAUACCUGGAUCAGUGGGCCACCCAAGCUUACUCCUCUCACGAAGAUAAGAAGUGUCCUGCUUCCUUGGUAACUGGAGAACCUCAUUCCAUGAUGUGCACAUCCUAUCAUCCAGAGUCACCAGAGCACCCUCCCCUUACUGGCUGGUUUCCCUGUGUCACCAAUGGAAAUAGACCUCAGAAUAAAAGAAGUGAGCAGACAGAAGGUAGCCUGGAGAAAGAGGAUGAGGUUUGGCUCAAAGUGUGUUUCAGUAGACCAGGAAUGGCCUCGGCAAUUUUCAUCUUCUUGGCGUCUGAUGGCCCAGUACUCAGAGAACAUCAGCGGCCCACAGUGACUGUUCACCUGACUGAUGUCAGUGGGAACAACCACUCUCUUGGGACCCAUGAGCUGUCGUGCCAGCAAAACCCACUGGUUAUCAAUGUGACCCAUCACCUGAAUGUCCUUUCCCACCAGACCACCUCAGUGCUGCUGAAUUUCUCAUCCCCAUUGGUGGGCAUCUCGGCGGUGGCUCUAAGGACAUCCUCCCACAUAAGUCCUCCAAAUAUCGAUACAUGCAGCCCAGAGCAUGAGGGACAAAAUCAUCAGGGACAGAGCUGUGUCCAUCGGCCCUGUGGGGAGCAGGGCAGCUGUGCGCCAUUGCUGCUUGAUCACACGGAGAUGGUGAACUGUACCUCUGGUGGCCCAGGUCACAUGAAGUGUGCGAUUACCUGUCAAAGGGGGUUUGCCUUUCAGGGCAGCAGUGGGAAAUACCUCAGGCCGGUGCAGAAGGAAAUUCUGCUCACAUGUUCCUCUGGGCACUGGGACCGGACUGUGAGCUGCAUGCCCCUUGAUUGUGGUGUUCCCGACGCAUCUUUGGUGAACUACGCAACCUUCUCCUGCUCAGAGGGAACAGACUUUCUGAAACGCUGUUCAAUCUCCUGUGUCCCACCGGCCAAGCUUCAAGGACUGAACCCGUGGCUGACCUGUCUUGAAGAUGGGCUCUGGUCCCUCCCCGAAGCCUACUGCAAGUUGGAGUGUGACGCUCCUCCCAUUAUCCCAAAUGCCAGUGUGCUCCUGCCCCCCUGCCCCCAGCGCAGCCAUGACGUGGGCUCCGUGUGUAGAUACCGAUGCAAGCCGGGCUACUACGCCGUGCCGAGUGCGGACAGCAAAGUCAGGAGCAAUUUCCUGAAGAUACAGUGCCUGGAAGGUGGAAUCUGGGAGCAAGGCAGCUGUGUCCCAGUGGUGUGUGAGCCCCCUUCUCCUGUCUUUGAAGGCAUGUAUGAAUGUACCAAUGGCUUUGAGCUCAACAGCCAGUGCAUGCUCAACUGUAACCAAGAAAGUGGAAGGCGUCCCAUCCUCUGCACUAAGGAGGGACUAUGGACUGAGGAGUUCAAGUUGUGUGAGAACCUGCAAGGGGAAUGCCCACCACCCCCCUCGGAGCUGAAUUUUGUGGAGUACAAGUGUGAACAGGGAUACGGAAUUGGUGCAGUGUGUUCCCCGACGUGCGUAAUUCCCCCUAGUGAUCCUGUAAUUCUGCCUGAGAACAUCACUGCUGACACUCUGGAGCACUGGAUGGAACCUGUCAAAGUCCAGAGCAUCGUGUGCACUGGGCGGCGUCAAUGGCACCCAGACCCUGUCCUGGUCCACUGCAUUCAGUCAUGUGAGCCUUUCCAAGCAGAUGGAUGGUGUGAUACCAUCAACAACCGGGCCUACUGCCACUAUGAUGGGGGAGACUGCUGCUCUUCCACGCUCUCCUCCAAGAAGGUCAUUCCAUUUGCUGCUGACUGUGACCUGGAUGAAUGCACCUGCCGAGACCCCAAGGCUGAAGAAAAUCAGUAACUGUGGGAUCGAGCCCCUCCUUCCACUGCCCUGGAGGCAGAAAGAAAGAGAGGCCUCUGUAAGAGAAAACAAAAGGUGAACAAAGAAGAAAGGGUAUGAACUGAAGGAUGGAGGAAGAGCUUGAGGUUCUUAUAGACAUGCAAGGGAACGUUUAUAGGUGCCAACUGUUCCACCAAGUACCCCAAGUAGGGAAGAGUCACAGGCAAAAAGUUUCUUCAAAGAGGCAGUUGAUUAAAAGUGGAAGGAGAGAUAUGAUAGCUAUACAAGGACCCUCCUCCCCCACUUAUAUUCUAUUCACCCCCAUCCUCAACUCUUGUCCUAUUCCCCACUCUGCACCCUGCCAACUAUUCAGCCCCACCCAACUUGUAAACCAAUACCAAAAUACUAGAAGAGAAGUCACCAGGGAUGCUCUGUUAACACCCGUUUUGAAUGGAUUGCCAUCUUUCGGGGCUCAUCUACUCUAAACUGGCUCCCUUUCUUUUGUGUAGUCUCCUUUAGUCAUAAUGAGGUUAGUUAUUAAUUCCUUAUAAGUAUUUAAACAUAAUUAUAUAAAUAUAUUAUAUAUAUUAUAUUUUUUGCUGUCUACUAAGCUAAAAAUUAUACAUUGUUCCACACAUGCUGCUGUGAAGUUCACAUCCCAAAUGAAUCCUGAGGGUUUGAGUACAGCAAGACAAGUCAUUCUGCCAUUUUUCUAUUGAUGGGGGUUGGCAGGUGGAAAAGGAAGUGGCGAUGGAGAAAGAGA
Enhydra lutris kenyoni (northern sea otter) is the source of this 6100-nucleotide messenger RNA. Its product is annotated as pappalysin 2. Lineage: Eukaryota; Metazoa; Chordata; Mammalia; Carnivora; Mustelidae. The record is from RefSeq and is a predicted model, not a curated record. Gene Ontology annotation, molecular function: metallopeptidase activity.